Messenger RNA from Lineus longissimus, 4590 nucleotides. Its product is annotated as growth arrest-specific protein 2-like. Gene Ontology annotation, molecular function: cytoskeletal adaptor activity; actin filament binding; microtubule binding. The transcript is spliced from 7 exons. NCBI's taxonomy places the organism in Eukaryota, Metazoa, Nemertea, Pilidiophora, Heteronemertea, Lineidae. The coding region runs from base 168 to 1289 and encodes 373 amino acids. Gene Ontology annotation, cellular component: actin filament. The record is from RefSeq and is a predicted model, not a curated record. Gene Ontology annotation, biological process: actin crosslink formation.
AAUUUGUAGUCAAGAGUGUUGUCAUUCGUGAUGCAGAAAUCGAAAUAUCUGUGACAUCAGGCUCGUUAAUUUCGUAGAGAACACCCAAUUUCUGGCGAAAAUGCCCAGAUUCUACUCAUCAUCUCGUCGAUAUAUAUAGGCUUCAAUCAAAUUCCAUAAUUGGGGUCAUGUCGAAAGUCAGACGACUCUCGUUCGCCUUUGAACGAUCCCUCCUAGGUAUGGAUGAUGGCGCGGCAAAUGGUGAGAACGGCCGACGUCACUCUGUCUCUGGAGGAGCCAUGAGGGACUCUACGAGCGGUGUGGUGAGCGAGAGCAAUGUGGACCCUGUCGACAUCAGCCAGAUCGCAGAACGGCAAGAAGAGGCCUUGUUACCGCUGAAGGAAGAUCUUGCUGAAUGGCUGAGCAGACUAUUAGGUAUUGAGAUUACAGCCGAGGACUUCAUGGCUGCAUUAGACAAUGGAGUUCAUGUGUGCAAGCUGGCUGAGCUGGUGACGACAAGAGCGAUUGAGUGGAGGAAGGACAGAAAAACAGAUGAUAUGAUCCCAUCAAAAGUGCCAAAGUGUAAAUCAAAUGCCAAGUCUGGUUCAUGGUUUGCCAGAGACAACAUGGCUAACUUCCUACGUUGGUGCAGAGACUAUAAAAUCAAAGACGAGACAAUUUUCGAAACAGAAGAUUUAGUUCUACAUAAAAACCCGCGAUCAGUAGUAUUAUGCCUUCUUGAAAUUGCUAGGAUAGGAACUCGAUACGGCAUUGAACCGCCUCACCUCAUUAAACUAGAAACUGAGAUUGAGAAGGAGGAGAAAAACUUGGCCUCUGGAGAACUGCCCUUGCCGACUUCUCAACUUCCGUUGGCCAAUGGGAGACCAUCCGCAAGUUCAGAUGGAUCGUCAUCGCCAAGAAUCUCGGAAUGUUGUUCUCAUCGUUCUACCUCGUCCCAGUCGUCUUCAAGGCCGAGUACAGCGAGGAAGAAACCAGAUCCAGUGGAUGAUGAGGUAAAGAAAAGGGCUGGUAAUUGCAAAUGCUGUCCAAAGUUCUCAGUUGACAGAUUAUCAGAGGGUCGGUAUAACCUUGGUGGAAAAGUGGUCUUCAUCAGGCUUCUGAAAGGUAAACACAUCAUGGUGCGUGUAGGAGGUGGCUGGGAUACAUUCGAUCACUACCUCACGAGGCACGACCCGUGCCAGGUCAUGCAUUUCAGUCGCGAGACGAGGCAGAGGCUCUCUGGAGGCAAGGGCAAGGAGAAGGAUAAUCACUUUCUUGCCAUUGUUGGAAAAUAUAAAGUUGCAUCGUGAGGAAACAAGUUUGGAAUUUUCCCAGGUUACAGUAUGUGCCGUGAAAGCAACACCCUGGAAAUCUCAAUAAAAUAGCAAAAUGGAUGUGAAACCAUGAUAUUCUCAGCUAACACAGGCAAGUGAGAGAAACUUUUCGGAAUUUCUUGAGCUAAAUUUCAUGGUUAGGUUUGGCAAUUAAACCCUCUUCUCUCAAGGGCGUAGCUGUUGAAAUCAACUUUACCAAUGUAGUGUCCCUGAGACAUCAUGCUGGCUCAAGUAGGCUUGGCUUCUCUGUUAUCAUAAUUUGAAGGCGAAACAAUGCUUAAAAAGGUUUGCCUACUUAUUAUUGACUUUUGGAGUAGUCCACAGUAGCAAUUGUAGAAAGUUUUCUGUUGAAAUUGAAUUGUUAAACUUAGUUCUCUGAAUCUAUGCUUGGGCGUAGUAUUAGUAAUAGAAUGUCUACUUCUUUUGAGAAGUUGCACAUCCUUCCGUGUGAUGAUAACAGAAUAUGUGAUAGCAAUCAAAAGUAAGGUCAACAAUGUCAAGAUGUGUAGAAGAGCUUCAAUGUUUUGAUGCACUCUUGUAUGACUGCUGACUUAGAACUCCAUCCUUGAUUACACAAUGUUAUACAGAAAGUCAUUAGUUUCUGUUAUGCUGAGGCAAUGUGUUGUGUCUGCAAGGUCCCACCAUUCAGUUGAAAGUACAUGCGAGUCAAACAAAUUCUGAUCACAAUAUGUUGUUCAAUGACGUUAUGUAUACAAACUGACCAGCCCUGGUGUGUUGUGGUGGCUUACUGGCACCAUUUAGAGUUUAUAUCAUAUGUGAGGGAGUUUUCAUGACAUACAUGUAACUGUAUCAAAGAAUGAAGCAUAAGUGAAGAUGAAAUAACAUGUUAGUGCGAGAUCCUGUGGUUGAAUGAAGACUGUUUUGCUUGUUACUUUAGUUGGUCUGUGAAAUGUCCAAUGUCUUGAAUUGAAGAUGACCUAAGAACAAUGAUGUACUUAACAAACAAUUUAGAAAUGAUGAGAAAGUUAACCUGUUGGAGAGUGAUUGUUAUCUCAGGUUUUCAGCCAGUGAAUCGAGCGUGCUUCACACAGGUGUUCAGAAUGGUUGCAGCCGUCGCAGUCCCUAAAAUUUCAUUGGGAAAUUUUAUGGCAAGUUUAAGACAAAACCAAUUUUGUUCACUUAGCGGUGACGGUAGCACCAAUUCGAUCACUCGUGUACAGCAGCCUUUAUAUAAUAUGUGAUCAAAUUACAUCUCUUUAUUUUACUGCUGCUGAACUUUUCCAAACAGUUUUUACAACUUGCACCACCGACAGAAUUUGCUUUUAAGAAACUUGUUCAUUUCUAUUAUAAACUAUCAGGUCGUUUCCAAAUGCUUUGAAGCUUUUAAGUUUAGAUGUGUAUUCAUUGUGAGUUGAAGCUAUAAAAAAUGUGACGCACAUUGUACCUCGACACAAUUCAUUCCAAGAGAAAUGUACGUGGGGAUAUUCUACCUGUUGUAUUUUUGUACCAUUCAUGUUGUCUAUAAUAUUUGGUAGUACAACUACAAUUGAAGCAUUAGUCUAUUUAUUUAAUACCUUUUAAAAAUAUUGCUUAUAAAGACUACGGGGUAAGUCUUCAAAUAGGCUAUUAUGAUAAGCUCUGUAUUAGGUAUAAAUACAGUAGCCGGUAUUAGCCUGUGUGACCUUCGUGUGCCCGGACAUUCCUGCUCAAAAUGUCUCAUUUGGUCUAAAUAUUUCCGAAUCAAUCCCCUGCUGGCUGCACCAUACAUGUAUGUUGUACUCUCUGUUACCUCAGACAACACCUGGCAUUAAACCUUUGCAUGUCACAUUGACCUCAUUUUGAAUAAUUAGUCAAAAUUUCUGUUUUGUAAUCACUGCUUGUACUGAGGUCAGACUUCUUCCAAAGUGUACAUUUUAUAGGAGGCCAUAUAGUGCAGUAGUCAUGUAUCAUUUGCAAGGGUGUUGUAAUAUGCCACAAUACCAAAGAAAAAAGGCCUUUGCGUGGUAUGCAGCGUGAAACACUAAUGUGGAGAUGAGACUUUUCAGAUAAGUGCCAAAGUGUGAUGUCUGUAUUGUUACAAAGUGCAAGACUUUUGGGGCUAAAUAAUGAUGAAACGUUUCGUUGUUCUGUGUUGUUUAAAAACCUAUACUUUAUUUCUAAUUGUGAUGCCUCUUUGUUUGUUAAUUUCUUAAUUAAUUAUGAAUAUGAAAAAUAGUUUCAUAUUUCACUGGGUGCAAUUUUUGUGAGUUUUUGUUGACGUCAGAUUUUUAAUGACCUACUGAUUUAUUUCUUACUUUAGUUGUAUAUAUUUUGUGUAAAAUGUGCCAGUUCCUCCAAUGUGCAUUACUGAAUGUGUUAUGAUGACCAGUUAAGUUGCUUUUAGUUUAGUGCUGAUGACAAGGGUUAAGCAGUUAUAUGUGACAUUUUGGUAGUCAAAGAAAAGUUCAAUUAAUUGAAAAUUCCAAGUACAAAAUCCUCCCAGUUGAAAAAUUCAAACAUGAUCUUCACACAUGGGUCUCACCCACACUCAUCCUCACUUCAUUGUAGUCCUUUUCAAUGUGCGACCGUUUUCUCCUGGGACGUUUUUCACACACCCUGUAGGCUCCAUGUUGUGACAUCUUUAGAAGAAACUUUAAACUGAUCUCCAUGCUAUAUAGUACAUGUACAUGUAUAUUUUAAACUGUUGUCUGUUUCUAACUGUUGUGAAUGUAUAAAAUCGCUUGUUGAAAAACAUGACUUGGAAUGGCAAAUGUGUGGCUAGUGACACCUUUUGUUAGAAAUUGGAAGUGUCCGUGUCCAUCUCGUCUUGUCCUCCUGUGAAUGUGAUAACCACCAAUGUUAUGUUUAAUGUGCCCCGUUGCUACAGGGUGUCUCUAAAGAACUCGACAAGAAAAGACGACCAUACCUUUCAGUGGUUGAUCCCAUGAGAUUUAACUAAUUGCGCGUUGGCUGACUGAAUUGCUGGCGUCACUUUCGUCUUUUGGUACAGGUCAAUCAUUAGUCUCGACCUAGUUAGGUUGUAGGGUCACAUAAGCUCUCAGUUUAGUCAAAUCAAACUCAAUGUUCUUUUCAGAGACACCCUGUACAUUCUUCCCAUGGGGUCAGUCUAUUGUUGCAAGUUCAGGGGUGAAAGGUAAUCUGCAAUUGUGGACAAGUUGGCCAUUAUUCCUUAAAUUGCUCAAAAUUCCAAACAUGCCAAAUAUUGUAAGUUGCAUUCGGAUGUUGUUUACUAUUAAUGUUGUAUUUUUGGUCAUUUGUACAUAUUGCCAACAGACAGAAUAUUAAGAUUGUUUUUAAUAAAAGAUUUUUUGAUUCA